CGAGAGCAUCACCCAGCAACCACACUUCUCCUCCAGAGAAGGCCCUGAGAGCACAGCUCCUCACCAUGGACUGGACUUGGAGGAUCCUAUUUUUGGUGGUCAUAGCUGCAGAUGCCCACUCCCAGGUCCAGCUGGUGCAGUCUGGGGCUGAGGUGAAGCAGCCUGGGGCAUCAGUGAAGAUCUCCUGCAAGGCUUCUGGAUACACCUUCACUAGCCACUGUAUGCACUGGGUGCACCAGGCCCAUGCACAAGGGCUUGAGUGGAUGGGAUACGUGUGCCCUAGUAGUGGCAGCACAAGCUACGCACAGAAGUUCCAGGGCAGAGUCACCAUGACCAGGGACAUGUCCACAAGCACAGCCUACAUGGAGCUGAGCAGCCUGAGAUCUGAGGACAUGGCCAUGUAUUACUGUGCAAGAGACACAGUUUGAAAACCACAUCCUGAGAAUGUCAGAAACCCCAGGGAGGAGGCAGCUGUGCUGGUGUGGAGGAGAUGACAGGGAUUAUGAGGUUUAAAGUUGUUUAGAAGGUGGGUUAAAUAACUGA
Sapajus apella (tufted capuchin) is the source of this 543-nucleotide messenger RNA. Its product is annotated as putative V-set and immunoglobulin domain-containing-like protein IGHV1OR21-1. Gene Ontology annotation, biological process: positive regulation of B cell activation; phagocytosis, engulfment; B cell receptor signaling pathway. Lineage: Eukaryota; Metazoa; Chordata; Mammalia; Primates; Cebidae. The coding region runs from base 66 to 428 and encodes 120 amino acids. The transcript has 2 exons. Gene Ontology annotation, molecular function: immunoglobulin receptor binding; antigen binding. The record is from RefSeq and is a predicted model, not a curated record. Gene Ontology annotation, cellular component: external side of plasma membrane; blood microparticle; immunoglobulin complex, circulating.